Messenger RNA from Aspergillus udagawae, 969 nucleotides. RefSeq names its product palmitoyl-protein thioesterase family protein. The coding region runs from base 1 to 969 and encodes 322 amino acids. The record is from RefSeq and is a predicted model, not a curated record. The transcript has a single exon. NCBI's taxonomy places the organism in Eukaryota, Fungi, Ascomycota, Eurotiomycetes, Eurotiales, Aspergillaceae. Gene Ontology annotation, molecular function: thiolester hydrolase activity; palmitoyl hydrolase activity. Gene Ontology annotation, cellular component: lysosome.
AUGCACUACCUAACCAGCCUCCUCCCCCUCACCCUCCCCAUCCUCUCCGCAGCAUCCCCGCUCCGCCCCCAUGAAACAGAACUCACCCCUCUCCCCCUAAUAAUCUGGCACGGCCUCGGCGACGACUUCCAGCGCGAUGGCAUGAAAGAAGUUGCCGCGCUUGCCGAGUCCACAAACCCCGGAACCUACGUGCACCUCAUCCACCUCGGCGACACCGCCAGCGCCGACCGCCAGGCCACCUUCCUCGGCAACAUUACCGAGCAAAUCGCCCUCGUCUGCAGCCAGCUCCGCGCGGACCCGAUCCUCUCGACCGCCCCGGCCGUCAACGCGCUAGGCUUCUCGCAAGGCGGCCAGUUCCUGCGCGGGUACGUCGAGCGCUGCAAUGACCCGCCCGUCCGCAACCUCGUCACCUUUGGCAGCCAGCACAACGGGAUCGCCGAGUUUCAGGAGUGCGCGUGGAGCGACUGGAUCUGCCGGGGCGCCGAGGCGCUGCUGCGUGCGGGCCGGUGGUCGAGUCUCGCGCAGUCGCGGUUCGUGCCUGCGCAGUACUUCCGCGAUCCGGAGGAGCUGGACGCGUACCUCGAGCACAGCAAUUUCCUUGCGGACAUCAAUAACGAACGCGUUCUGAAGAAUGAGAGAUACGCUGAGAACCUGCGGGGGUUGAAUCGCUUUGCGAUGUACAUGUUUGAGGAUGAUACUAUGGUGAAUCCGAAGGAAAGUGCGUGGUUUGCGGAGGUGAACAGGACGACGGGCGAGGUGACGCCGCUUAACCAGAGGCGGUUGUAUAAGGAGGAUUGGCUGGGGUUGAAGGCGCUGGAUGAACAGGGAAAGCUGGACUAUAGGACUGUUCCGGGUGGUCACAUGCAGCUAGCCGAGGAGACCCUGGAGAAGGUCUUCAAGGAGUAUUUUGGGCCAGUCGAGGUGGAACUUCCUCCGGAUAAUGCCCUACUCAAGCAGACUGGCUUGUAG